AGUGAUCGAGCACCUUCAGAUGCCACAGGCUCGGAUGUCUAUAGAGAAUUGCUCUGUCUCUUUGAACAUGACGGCAGGCAUUUUGCGAUCAUCAAGACCAUAUCGUCAUGCGGCGCAAAGUCUCUCAACAAGCAAGGACACAUAUUGCAGGUCAUUGUGCCAGUUUGGCGUCCUCUUGAAUGAACUGGCCAAUUUGAGAGAACAGGGCUCGACAAGAAAAGAGCAGCAGGCAAGCUGCUUAAGCGAGAACGGCGCUUACGAGAGCAGAAGCAUUCUUUAUGGGUAGCUGAGGGCUAUCGAAUCCAGUAUAAAUAGCUUCUAGAUUUGAUUAUGAGCGGAUGUU
Messenger RNA from Protomyces lactucae-debilis, 343 nucleotides. RefSeq lists its product as uncharacterized. The coding region runs from base 35 to 286 and encodes 83 amino acids. The transcript has 3 exons. NCBI's taxonomy places the organism in Eukaryota, Fungi, Ascomycota, Taphrinomycetes, Taphrinales, Protomycetaceae. The record is from RefSeq and is a predicted model, not a curated record.